Staurois parvus is the source of this 344-nucleotide messenger RNA. The record is from the annotation of a GenBank genome assembly. Lineage: Eukaryota; Metazoa; Chordata; Amphibia; Anura; Ranidae.
AAAAUGAGCAUGGAAGCACAGAAGACAGAUGAAUAAAGUGAAAAUUAAGUUCCAAAUGUAAAAAAAAGCUGCAAAUUUAGACAUUUUGAUAGCAUGGGAAAGAGUUAGAACUCGUUAUUGCCCUUUCAAGAAAAACUUCUAUGCAUGUGUUGUGCAUGUGACACCCUGACAUACAAGUAUGAACAGCAGGGGCGGACUGACCAUUUGGAAACUCGGGCACUGCCCGAGGGCCCGGGGUCAGUAGGGGGCCCCAUGAGAUGCCCCUGGUACCUUUUUCAUAGGCUUUUUUGAGUUUGGGCAAGGACACAGGGGCCUCAUGAUCCCCUAUUGCCCGGGGGCCCCAU